AUGGAGAUGCGGACAGGCAGGAGCGCUGCAGCCCCAUACCGGCGCACAGCAACGGGAGGGUGGAGGUUGCCCAUGCACUGGGUUAACCCCAGCGCCGGGCAGCGGGCGCUGCUGCCCAGGCAGGGGGGGCCGGUUCCACCCAAGCACCCGCUGGGGCGCGCUACGUUCGGCCUCCCACCCCGGGCGGAGGCCGGGCCGGGGAGCGCUCAGCCCGGGGCAGGAACCAGCGGGCAGGGCCGCGGGCAGGCGCACCGCCCGCAGUGGGCAGGAAGCGGCGCCGGGCCGCGCCAGCGCUUCCGGGGCGGCAGCGGGGCCCGGGCCGCUGCUCGGUACGCGCGGCGGCAGCCGGCUCCGCCCGGCGUGGGUCGGGCAGGGACGUCCUGUAUGGAUGACAGGAAGGAUGAGAAAAGUAGAACGCGCUGUGCAACUUCAGAAGAAGGGCUGAAAGGCCGAGGAAAAGAAAAAAGGAAACGAAAACGCAGUAGAAGCAGAUCAUCGUCCAUUUCAUCCACGUCGUCUUCUAGCACUACAUCCACUUCUUCCUCCUCAUCACGCUCAUCAUCGAGGUCAUCUUCUUCAAGCAGCAGAGAUUCUCCUAAGUCUAAAUCAAAGAAAAAGAAAAAAGAAAAACACAACAAAAAGGUAAUUAAACAUUGACAGAGAGAAGUCGUUAACAAACAGAAAAUAGUUCCUUUUUUGAUAACCAGUGGCUGUGUAAAUCUGAGUCAUCCUUUUAGGGUUACAGGAGGUGAACUGAUAGGUUGGCAUAUACUUGACUGUGUACUGAGGGAGAACUAAUUUAAAGGUUCCUUUUGCCAAUCAUUGCUGGUCCAGCUAGAGUUUAGAGUGGUCUCUGAAGAAAAGAGGAGUGGGGAAUCUUGAUAACAUUACAGAAUUGUCAGAAGAAACAAUUUAUAGUCAAUGAGAGAGUAGUAGAUUCUUGCUGUUGUGAUUUUUCAUUUUAUUAGGGCUUUCUGUUCAGUGAUUUUGUGUCUUUGGGUUACAUCGAAAGAGAGAGAACGUGGGAUCAGACUCUCAAGAUCCUGAUGGUUGCUAACACCGUUGCAUUACUUUCUGUGUACUUCAGCUAGUAGCUAUUCAGCAGUGGAAAGGGCAAGCAGUAGUGGCUGUCUUCACUACCUGGGGUGUUGAGAGCUACUUGUAGAUACUGUUUUUUAUUGCCCUUGUAAGUCUGUAAGCAUAAGAGUGUAUGUCUCAUACUUGUAGAAAAGGAAAAAAGAUAGCAAAAUGAAGAAAAAGAAAGAAAAGAAGAAGAAGAAAGAGAAAACAGGACCUGUCCAGCUUUCCAAGUUCUUUAAAAACAAAAAGAAGAAUGAAAACUACAGCAUGAUAACUGGAAAGAAAAUUAAGAUGAGAAUAAAGAAGACUAAGAAGGAUCUAGAGAGGGACCGGAACCGUGCACAACUCCUUGAAUUCCUGAACUCUGCCUUGUAAUGGGAAGAGUGCUGAGCCAGGACUUGUAACUCUACCAAGCCAACGAUCUUCAUGCCUAGCAAAACACUAAAGGGAAACUCAGGGAAAAGGACACCAAGUUUGAGAAGACAAUCGGGAUGUUCUUUUUUUAAUGGCAAAAUGAAGAGUAACUGAUAACUUGUUAAUGAAGAUCCGUGUCCUCCUUUUGAGAUCCUAAGGUAAUAGCCAGGCUGUGGUGUUUUUGGAAGAGCCUGAGAGUGUGUCGUUGAUGAUAAAUGACGCACUGAAAUCUAGUAAUGUAAUUUCUAUCCUAACUGCAUGCACAAUGUACUCUUAAUUUCUAGUAUCUUCAUGUUUCUAGUAGUUUAAGCAAAGCAGAGUAUUAGUAAAUGUCUGUUUGAAAGAUGAGGCAUUUCUGUAUGUUUAUUUUUUCCAGUAGUGCUUUUACUUGUCCUAAAGAGCAGAUUGACCUUUGUAAAUAGAACAUGUUUUUACAUAAAUGAUUUUUUGAUGGUUCAUUCACUGAUAGAUUAUUUUCUUUUAGGGUUUGAGAUAUGAUCUUUCUCUGGACAGUUUAUUGCUCUCUGUCACUAGAAAGUGUAACAGUAAAAUACUCUAGAGCAAUAAUGGUAGCUGAAUGAUUUUUACUGUAAAAUGGAAGCAGGGAAGGCCCUGAUUUUGUCUAUCCGGAUCAGCUGUUCAAAGGCAGCUCGCAAUAGAUAGUUUACCCCCCACAUCUGGAGUUGCAUUUCCUAGACUUAAAAACUCUGGAAUUCUGGCCUUCCUUUCUGAUCCCGUGAGCUGUGCAUCACCUCUUCCUCCAUCUGAAGUGCAGCAAGACACACAUCCCUAUGUCUUAGCCUAACGGGAAGAGAAAGAGCUGUAGGAAUGACGCCAAGGUGGGCAGUGACAGUGACCCUCCAGGUAUGUUGACUUGCCACUGGGAGAUAAGCCAGGUCUGGAUAUGCAGCUGGACCCCAGCAUAACUUGUGUGUGUGUGUGGUAGUUUGCUCAGUGCUUGCUCACUUCCAGACUCUUGACUUUUGAUCACCCAGCAGGCCCCUGUGUAUAUAACCCUGAUGCAGGAAUUCUACUUGAAUCCCUUGGGUAGCAAGUGCUCCUCGGGAACCACAGUUUAGCCUGAUAAAAGGAGCUGGGGCGGUUGACUUCGGCAGGAAUAUCAGGUAUACAGUGGUCCGAGUGUGGGAGUUCAUCAAAGAGCAAACCAAUGGAAAA
Messenger RNA from Strigops habroptila (Kakapo), 2670 nucleotides. RefSeq names its product ADP-ribosylation factor-like protein 6-interacting protein 4. The record is from RefSeq and is a predicted model, not a curated record. Lineage: Eukaryota; Metazoa; Chordata; Aves; Psittaciformes; Psittacidae. The transcript is spliced from 6 exons. The coding region runs from base 1 to 657 and encodes 218 amino acids.